AUGGACCCAAAUCCACGAGCAGCCUUGGAACGCCAGCAGCUACGUCUCAGGGAGCGGCAGAAAUUCUUCGAAGACAUUUUGCAGCCAGAGACAGAGUUUGUUUUUCCCUUGUCCCAUCUGCACCUCGAGUCCCAAAGACCCCCCAUAGGUAGCAUCUCGUCUAUGGAAGUGAAUGUGGACACACUGGAGCAGGUGGAAUUUAUUGACCUUGCCGAUCAGGAUGGAGCAGAUGUGUUCUUGCCUUGUGAGGACUCUCCACCAACCCCCCAGAUGUCUGGAGUGGACAGCCAUCCAGAGGAGCUGAGCCUGCCGGUACCCACGCCAGACAGGACUACAUCCCGGACCUCCUCCUUGUCCUCUGACUCAUCCAAUCUGCGCAGUCCAAAUCCAAGUGAAGGGGGAGCAGACACCCCCUUGGCACAGUCAGAUGAGGAGGAUGGGGGUGAUGGAGGGGCAGAGUCUGGACCCUGCAGCUAGCAGUGGGCCUCUUGAAGACUGAUCUAUCUGGCCAUUCUCCGUGGAGAGGAGAUCCCAGGCCCAGCAAAGCACCUGGAGAAGACCUGACCCUUUACUUGCUGUCAGCACCAGAGCCUAAAGGACGGUGGAUACUGUACCUGAGAAUUAGCCUUCCCUGCUUCUGCUAACUUUCUCCUGCUGCAACCCUCCCACCAGUGUUUUUCUCCUGAGGUAGGACUUCUAAAUGAGAAGCUGGAAGAUGAGGUAGGACAAGAUACCACUGCUUUCUUAGUAUCCCUCCUGCCCCCAAAUGACCUGUAGUCUUCCACUAGAGUCUCCUCAGUCAGUGUUUCUGAGGGGAAGGUCUGAGGAGUUCCACUUGGCACUCUGUGAGGUUGUACUGCAGUAAUCCUGCCUCUUUUAAGCCCUUUUUGGAACAGGAUAUAGUAUAAAUAAUAAACUAUAAAUAAUAAACUA
Microtus oregoni (creeping vole) is the source of this 933-nucleotide messenger RNA. RefSeq names its product dysbindin domain containing 2 (gene Dbndd2). Gene Ontology annotation, cellular component: cytoplasm. NCBI's taxonomy places the organism in Eukaryota, Metazoa, Chordata, Mammalia, Rodentia, Cricetidae. Gene Ontology annotation, biological process: negative regulation of protein kinase activity. The transcript is spliced from 3 exons. The coding region runs from base 1 to 477 and encodes 158 amino acids. The record is from RefSeq and is a predicted model, not a curated record.